Dioszegia hungarica is the source of this 816-nucleotide messenger RNA. RefSeq names its product tRNA guanylyltransferase. Lineage: Eukaryota; Fungi; Basidiomycota; Tremellomycetes; Tremellales; Bulleribasidiaceae. Bases 1 to 816 code for a protein of 271 amino acids. Gene Ontology annotation, molecular function: magnesium ion binding; tRNA guanylyltransferase activity. Gene Ontology annotation, biological process: tRNA modification. The record is from RefSeq and is a predicted model, not a curated record. The transcript has 7 exons.
AUGGCGAAGUCUCGCUUCGAAUACGUCCGGAACUUUGAGCUACCCGACCCGCUCAUACCCAACACCUACAUUGUCGUCCGGAUAGACGGUCGAGGUUUUCACAAAUUUUCUGACGCUCAUGGAUUCACUAAACCUAACGAUGUACCCGCAUUGGACCUCAUGAACCGCGCAGCGAGGGCGGUGAUGGAUGACUUGUCGGACGUGGUGCUUGCCUUCGGGGAGAGCGAUGAGUUCAGCUUCCUGAUCCGCCGAUCCUCAAAUCUCUACAAUCGACGUCGAAGCAAGAUCAACUCAACGGUCUGCUCCCUCUUCACCUCGGCGUACGUGUUCUACUGGUCCCAGUACCUCCCGGACCGACCACUCAAGUAUCCGCCGACCUUCGACUCGCGGGUUGUUCUCUACCCGUCCGAGCGAGAAGUCAGGGACUACUUUUCGUGGAGACAGGCUGAUACCCAUAUCAAUAACCUGUAUAAUACCUGUUUCUGGGCGCUGGUGCAGAGCGGCAUGAGCACGACUGAUACGAACAAGGCGCUCCAGGGGACCGACUCGAAAGCCAAGAAUGAAAUGCUGUUCUCGCAAUUCGGUAUCAAUUACAAUAACCUCUCGCCAAUGUUUCGCAAGGGCAGUACGCUCGUACGAUCCGCACCUGCUGAGCCAAGUAGUAGCGGAGCGGGCAGUGCGACCGACAUGCCAGAGGCAUCGACGUUCGCCGUCCCGGUACGGCCGUUCGAGGGGCUCACUGGAGAGGUAGUAAUACUGCACGAGGAUAUCAUAGGGGACCCUUUCUGGCUAGAUAGGACGUGGCUCCUGGCAUGA